GCUCAGGACAGAAGCCAUGGCUCCAGCUUUCCAUGUCUCCUGGUUACUGGUCAGCUGGUUGGUGGUAACUACAGCAGAAGGACAAGAUGUAGUCACCCCUCCUGGCGGCUCACAAAAUAACGCAAAGCCUACAGACUGCCAGAUCUUCACACUCACUCCUCCGCCCACCACAAGGAAUCUGGUAACAAGGGCCCAGCCCAUCCCAAGAACACCCACGUUUUCUUUUCCACCAAGGGGGCCCGGCUUCUACCCGAGGUUCCCUUUCCUCCUUCCAAACACCCGUCGCUUCCAGUUCUGGCCUUUCUACUGGCCGCGAGGUAGACUGAUCCCUUGGAGAUUGUUCCUUAGAAGACAGCACCAGAGCGGAAGCUCAUCUGAGGAGAGCAGGGAGAACUGAGAAGCCCAAGAAUCGACGCCUCUGGAAAGGGUGAUGAAACUGUUUCUCUCGCCAACCUAAAAUCCCUGCAUUGGAAGAUUAAGUACCCUCAAUGACAGUGACGAGAUUUUUUUUCUUUUUCUUUCUUUUUUUUAAUCAACAACAAAGAGUUUGGAUUACACAUUUUUGCUUACAAAAUCUGGCCGUAACGGCAUCGGUUUUAUUCCACAGGAUAUUAGUGCAAAUAAAGUCUUUUAGUGGGCUGUUCUAAUAAUUUUUAUCCGUACUUGGACACCAGCAGUAUUAAUCAACCUCCACUUGCAAUUAGAGUGAAGGGCAUUUUAACGAGACCGUUAUGA
Messenger RNA from Mus caroli (Ryukyu mouse), 735 nucleotides. It is a transcript of the gene Odaph, whose product is annotated as odontogenesis associated phosphoprotein. NCBI's taxonomy places the organism in Eukaryota, Metazoa, Chordata, Mammalia, Rodentia, Muridae. Gene Ontology annotation, biological process: positive regulation of enamel mineralization. The record is from RefSeq and is a predicted model, not a curated record.